Molecule: messenger RNA, 1516 nt
Organism: Aspergillus sclerotioniger CBS 115572
Lineage: Eukaryota; Fungi; Ascomycota; Eurotiomycetes; Eurotiales; Aspergillaceae
Gene: rpn8
Product: proteasome regulatory particle lid subunit RPN8
Exons: 3
Coding region: 341-1417 (358 amino acids)
Biological process (GO): proteasome-mediated ubiquitin-dependent protein catabolic process
Cellular component (GO): proteasome complex; proteasome regulatory particle
Molecular function (GO): metallopeptidase activity; protein binding
Source: RefSeq, a predicted model, not a curated record
GGCACUAGCCCCGGAACACGUGUUUCCCGAUGUAUGUGCCUGAGGCAUCAAAAUUACAGUGUGGCGGGUGCUCCUAGCCUCCUGUUCUCUCCAGCCACACCCACGGUGGCUCAAGCACGGAGCUCCAGAGGCUCCAGAGGCUCCCGGCGGACUAACCAACAACAGCUUCCCUCUUCAUCGUCAUCACGUCUUCCCUUCAUUCUCAUCUCCAUCCCCCUCCCAGUCCCCUUGCUGAUCCUACAACAAAUCCCCUCACGUUUCUCUCACAUCCGGACUAUCCCCUCCUACCCGCCCUAUCUCCUCUGGUGACACCUCGUCCCGUGUGCCUUCUGUCUCCGCCAUGCCUGCCACCACGGCGGACACCCUCUCCCUCGUUCAGCGGACCGUCACGGUCGCUCCCUUAGUUCUUCUCUCCGUCGCAGAUCACUACGGCCGCUCGGCCAAGGGCACCCGGAAACGUGUGGUUGGUGUACUGCUGGGUGAGAACUCGGGCCAGAAUGUUCGGGUGUCAAACAGCUUUGCGGUACCUUUUGAGGAGGAUGAAAAGGAUCCCUCCGUCUGGUUCCUAGAUCACAACUUCGUGGAGUCGAUGAGAGACAUGUUCAAGAAGAUCAAUGCUCGUGAGAAGCUGGUCGGAUGGUAUCACUCGGGCCCAAAGCUGCGGGCCUCAGACCUGGAAAUCAACGAGCUUUUCAAGCGAUACACACCUAACCCUUUGCUGGUGAUCGUGGACGUCCAACCAAAGGAGGUUGGCGUUCCUACAGAUGCCUACUUUGCUGUGGAUGAGAUCAAGGAUGAUGGCACCACAACAUCAAAGACAUUCGUCCACACCCCGUCCAUAAUUGAAGCUGAGGAAGCAGAGGAAAUUGGAGUGGAACACCUUCUCCGCGACAUCAGGGACGUCGCUGUCGGAACCCUGUCCACUCGCAUAACAUCGCAGCUACAGUCGCUGCAGGGCCUGCAUCUGCGUUUGCGGGAUAUCGGCCAGUACCUGCAGAAGGUCCUUGACCACGAAUUACCAGUCAACCACGCCAUUUUAGGCAAUCUCCAGGACGUCUUCAACCUUCUUCCCAACCUUUCCACACCCGCCGCGACACCGCGCAUUAGUGGCACGUCGGAACAGCCGACGGAGAACAGCGAGCUCGCGCGGGCCAUGAGCAUCAAGACCAACGAUCAAUUAAUGGCGAUCUACUUGAGCAGCUUGAUCCGUGCUAUCACCGCCUUCCAUGACUUGAUCGAGAACAAGAUCCAGAACCGACAGCAACAAGAAGAGAAUGAGUUGAAGAGGGAACAGGAGGCCAACGCGGCCAAGACCGAGAAGGAGGCCGCGAAGAAGGCCAGUGGCGCGGUCAACGGGGAGCAGAAGGAGGAGCAAGACAAGGAGAAGUCCAAGAAAAAGGGUCAGCGGGGUGACUAGAGGAUCAGGGACUCAAUGCGAUACGAACAUUCUAGAACAAUUCAGUCUCUAUAUCGAAUGUAUAGUACGGUAAUCUCUACGCGGCCGAUGACUCCCAGG